Messenger RNA from Punica granatum (pomegranate), 807 nucleotides. Lineage: Eukaryota; Viridiplantae; Streptophyta; Magnoliopsida; Myrtales; Lythraceae. The record is from RefSeq and is a predicted model, not a curated record.
UUACUGAAAUUACAACUUUAUUUAGCAAAUCUUUACCAUUUUAACACAAAGCAUUAAUUUCAUUGUCAAAUUAUGAUAAACACAUUCACAGUAAGUAAAGUAUGAGCUUUUAUCCCAUAUAUACACAUGUAAUACAUACACACCGACCCACACAUAUAUCUAGGGCUUGUUCACUUGCUCCGCCCAUCACUCUCACACUCAGAAGAACAAAGUCAAUUUCACAGAGUCAAUUUCCAAUCGUCUAGAGAAUUAGCAAUGGAGAGGAGAGGAUCAUCAGUGAAGCCAUCAUCACUUGCUAUGGUGUGUGUGGUGUUGGGCCUGUUAAUGGGGGCUCACCAGUCCAUGGCCAGUUUCCCGAGUUGCUACAAGUCCUGCUUCGUCCUCUGUGUCAUCAAGCCUGGGGAGACCGCCUUCAAGUGCGCUUUCCAGUGCCUGAAGGAUUGUCUUGUCCAUUCGGCUUCCCCCUCGCCGGCCAGUGCCCUCAGCGUUGACACCGAUUACUUCUGCAAGCUCGGGUGCUCCACAUCCCUGUGCACUAACCUCAGCACCAAAACCAAUCCCGGUGAAAAGGAAGUGGGUGGCUGUGUGGAGUCUUGCUCAGGGAUGUGCUCCAACCACUGAUUGAUCAUCUUCUUCACCAAGCUAUAUAUAUAGCUGCUCUGGAAGAAAUGCUCCAUAUAUCUCUAUAUGUUUGCACUAAAUAAAUUCAAUUUCUAUUCGGACAAUGGAAAAAGAAAGAAAAACCAAAGUUGUUCGAGUUUGAAUAUUAAUGUACUUUCUUAAUCUUCUACAUGAAUGUUCUCGGUA